Molecule: messenger RNA, 3134 nt
Organism: Fundulus heteroclitus (mummichog)
Lineage: Eukaryota; Metazoa; Chordata; Actinopteri; Cyprinodontiformes; Fundulidae
Gene: arxa
Product: aristaless related homeobox a
Exons: 5
Coding region: 285-1706 (473 amino acids)
Biological process (GO): regulation of transcription by RNA polymerase II
Molecular function (GO): DNA-binding transcription factor activity, RNA polymerase II-specific; RNA polymerase II transcription regulatory region sequence-specific DNA binding
Source: RefSeq, a predicted model, not a curated record
CACACACUCUCUCACUCACACAUACACACACACAGGAGCCAAUCAGGCGCGCGGUGACAGACUCCACGCAUGUUGAACGAGCGCGCGGCACAGGAGCAGAGUGCAGCGCGAGACGGCCGUAGCGCUUGCCUGUCAUUAGCUGAGAGGGUGACGGAGCAGCGACAGGGAGAAGAGAGGAGUAGAGGACCCACGCACCCCACACGCAGAGCCGAGGAGAGGGUUGCCGAAAGAAACCCCCCCACGAGAGAGAGUGGGAGACUGACAGAAGCCAAUAAGGCGUCGACAUGAGCGCUCAGUUUGAGGAAGAUAUUCUCGACCGGGGCGAGAGGAAGAGCAGCAAAUCCCCGACGCUGCUCUCCUCUUACUGCAUAGACAGCAUUCUGGGCCGCCGCAGUCCCUGUAAGGUCCGGCUGAUAGGGGCGCAAAGUUUGGCUGCUCUGCCCGGCAGAGGGGAGUUUGACAAGACGGUGAACGGGCCAACGAAGGAGUCCCUUUCCCUCGGCGCUGACAUGCACCUGCCUCCCAAGCUCCGUCGGCUGUACGGACCCGGGGGGAAAUACCUCCACGACCACGCGGAGAAGCUGGACAGGGAGAGGCUCCUCCUGGAGCAGGCCAGCGAGAGCCUCAAGAUCAGCCAGGCGCCGCAGGUGAGCAUCAGCCGCAGCAAGUCGUACCGGGAGAACGCGUCGCUGCACCGGGGAGAGGGCGAGCAGAGCCCCGGGGAGACCUCGGAGGACGGCGCCCUCGGGCUGGUGGAGCUCGGCCCGCUGAAGUUCGAGGAGGACGGCGGCAAGGAGGAGGAGGGCAGCUGCGCGGACGCGGCCGCGCUCUCCCCGAAGGACGAGGAGAGGGAGGAGGGCUUGAACGCCGGGGACGGGGACGUGAGGGACGGGGAGGACAGCGUGUGCCUGUCGGCGGGCAGCGACUCGGAGGAGGGGAUGCUGAAGCGGAAGCAGAGGAGAUACAGGACGACGUUCACCAGCUACCAGCUGGAGGAGCUGGAGAGGGCUUUCCAGAAGACGCACUACCCCGACGUGUUCACCAGAGAGGAGCUCGCGAUGCGUCUGGACCUCACCGAGGCCCGCGUUCAGGUCUGGUUUCAGAACCGCAGGGCCAAGUGGAGGAAGCGAGAGAAGGCAGGGGUGCAGGCCCACCCAUCGGGCCUGCCCUUCCCGGGCCCGCUCGCUGCAGGCCAUCCUCUCAGCCACUACCUGGAGGGAGGGCCCUUCCCUCCUCACCCUCAUCCAGCCUUGGAGUCCGCGUGGACGGCCGCUGCAGCGGCGGCCGCGGCCUUCCCGGGCCUGGCCCCACCGCCUCAUAACAGCUCUGCUCCACCCUUGGCCACCCCGCUGGGCCUGGGCACCUUCCUGGGCACGGCUGCCAUGUUUCGCCACCCUGCCUUUAUCGGACCAACUUUUGGCAGGCUGUUCUCCAGUAUGGGUCCCCUGACAAGUGCUUCCACCGCCGCGGCCCUCCUCCGUCAGCCUGCACCGCCCGUGGAGAGCCCCUCCCACGCAGCCUCUGUCCUCAGCGACCCCUCCUCCUCCUCCUCUUCCUCUUCCUCCGCCUCGUCCUCCUCUGCGGCGGCGGCGGACCGCAGGGCCUCCAGCAUCGCCGCGCUGCGCCUCAAGGCCAAGGAACACUCGGCUCAGCUCACCCAACUUAACAUCCUGCCAGCCGGAGCCACGGGGAAGGAGGUGUGCUGAAGCCUCAACCCGCUCCGGGCGUAUACGCCCCAUUCCAUGACACCAUGACCCACCCACUCCCUCAGAAAAAAAAAACAAAAAAACAAGAAAAGCAAAACCUUCAUACCUCUGGAGGCUUCCCUGAUAAACAUGCCCCCCCCCCCCUACCUCAUGUUUCCCCAACAAUAUAGCACGACCAAAUGCAGCAGAGCACCAGCUGUGCGUCUCUGCUAUAUAUAAGCAUUUCAUCCUUUCACACCGUUUCCAGAGCUUUCAGUUAAAUAAUAACAAUAUUCUGGGAAGAGAUCCAAAGAUUAAAUACAUUUAUAUAGCUAUCUAUUUCAAAUACUUAUUGACAACUUCCACGGUCACUCACAGGUGUUGUAUGGGGGGGGGAUUGUUUACAGUGCAUACAUAUACAUUAGAAAUAUACAGCACUCAAGUCACUAGAGGUGGAAUGUACCAAAUAAAUGAGCUUUUAAUAAUAAUAAUAAUAAUAAUAAUAAAAACAGAUUAUAAUCUUACAAACGUGAGGUACAGUUAACCCAAACAGCUUUUUAGGGUCAUUUAUACAUCUAAAAGCAGGACCUGCGUCUGUUUGUGUGGCUCUGAGGUCGAGACGCACCCCCCAUUACGCCCAGCCGCAGAGCCGAGGAGCGGCAGGGCGUCCCAGACUCUUACCGGGGAAAAGCUCCUCCAGUAACACUGCGGAAUCCGUAUGCAUUGCUGUGUGGGCUGAGCCGGUCUGCGUGUGUAACAAAGACGAGUUUGGAGGAGUUCCCCCCCAUAUGAACCCACCCACCCUGAACCAAAGGAAAAACGCGUCCAUAGACCUUCCAAUAGCGCUCUCUCUGCCAGCCUGACUCCUCUCCGCUGCUCGCCUGUCCGUCCGCCGCGCCCAGCCGCUCCACUGCCAGCCUGUUUCUCACUGACGUUUACAUUUCCCAUCAUCUGCAUCCACCUUUCUCUAUCCGGUUAUAGUUGAUUUUUUUUUUUUUUUUUUGCCCCCUCCCCUCCCCUCCGGCAGUGGCAUCUCAGCUGGCUCUGACUCCGGGGACAUAUACGAGCAAUGACACCUGACUGUGUGAGAGAGGAAAACUGUAAAUAUUGUGUACAAAAAAAAAGAAAAAAAAGAAAAAAAAAGAUUUAAAAAAAAUGGAGGAAAAAAGCGUGACAAGUAAGAGAAAAAGGAAUGAUUUUCAAAACAAGGUCGUGUAUAUUUUAAGAGACCCUGUUUUGAUGAAUUUGCACUCGGUGUAGUGUGUAAUGAAUGUCGCCCUGUGUAGAUUUCCACCUGUGUUUAUGAAUUAUUAGGUUUUUAGAUGAUUAUUUAUGUCCAAACUUUUCCCAGAGGAAAUGAGUGAAGGGUAUUUGUUUUUUUCAUAUUAAGUGACUGUACGUUUCCUGGCUUAAUAACAUUAAUUUGAAUAAAUGACAUUGGUAAAAUGA